GCUCACUCCGCUCUGGGACGCGUUGGUGUCCGCGUGGUCCGCCGCUCUCUCGCGGAAGAUGCUGUUCGGGUGUCGGGGACUGAGACACGCUCCGGUGGGCUCCAGGUACGCGUGGGAUACUGACGGUUGACCUGCUCUUCUGCAUAAUGAGGACCUUCUCAUCUGCUAUUAACAGUGAAAACCUUCUGACCAGCUCUAUGGAACACUGAGGACCUUCUGACCCGCUCUGAGGAACACUGAGGACCUUCUGACCCGCUCUGAGGAACACUGAGGACCUUCUGACCCGCUCUGAGGAACACUGAGGACCUUCUGACCCGCUCUGAGGAACACUGAGGACCUUCUGACCCGCUCUGAGGAACACUGAGGACUUUCUGACCCGCCCUGAGGCACAGUGAGACCUUCUCUGCUUUGAUGUAUAUGAGAAGAUUCUGAUAUGCUCUAAGCCCAGUGAGGACCUCUGAGCUCACUGUGGACCUUCUGACCCUACCCAAACCACUUGGUUUGUCAUGACAUGUUCCGGAGCAGUAGAGGUGUCAGCUGUGCCACUUUCAGUGAGGGGCCCCUGAGGGACUCUCGGGGGCAUGAGGGCCCCUUCCACACAAAGCUAUGUGCAACAUCUCCUUUUGUGAUGUGGACAGUAAAGUAGACCAGUACUUCCAGCCUACUCUGUACAUCAUAGUCAUCGUGCUUGGGCUGCCCACCAACUGCAUGGCUCUGUGGGCCGCAUACAUGCAGGUGCGGCAGAGGAACGAGCUGGGGGUGUACCUGAUGAACCUGUCUGUGGCCGACCUGCUGUACAUCUCCACCCUCCCGCUGUGGAUCGACUACUUUCUGCAGCGCGAUGACUGGAUCCAUGGGCAGGAAAGCUGUAAGCUCUUCGGCUUCAUCUUCUACACCAACAUCUACGUGAGCAUCGCAUUCCUCUGCUGCAUCUCCCUGGAUCGUUUCCUGGCUGUGGCCUAUCCUCUGCGCUUUGCCAAAGUGCGCCGUGUCAAGACAGCUAUGCUGGUCAGCGCUGUGGUGUGGAUCAUUGAGAUUGUGGCCAACUCUGCUCCUCUUUUCCACGACGAGCUGUUCCAGGACCGCUUCAACCACACCUUCUGCUUUGAGAAGUACCCCAUGCAGGACUGGGUGGCGGGCAUGAACCUAUACAGGACGUUUCUGGGAUUCCUGGGCCCUUGGACGGCCAUGUUGGUAGCUUACCGAGGGAUCCUGGCAGCAGUGCGUUGUAAUGUGUCCACAGAGCGUGAGGAAAAGGCUAAGAUCCAACGUCUGGCUCUGAGCCUGAUCCUGAUUGUGCUGCUGUGCUUUGGGCCCUACCACACUCUGCUGCUGGUGCGCUCCAUCAUGUUCUUGAGGAGGCCCUGUGACUGCAGCUCAGAGGAGAACCUGUUUGCCGCCUACCACGUGUCUUUGGCCUUGACAAGUCUCAACUGUGUGGCGGAUCCCAUCCUAUACUGCUUUGUCAACGAAGGGGCACGCAAUGACGUGGGUCGAGCUCUGAUGGCCCUACUGUCUGCAGCCUGCCACAGAGGCUCCGCCUCCUCGCCCUCCCACGCCGACAUUAUCACAGGCUCUGUUACCAUGGAUACACCAUUAUCCACCAAGAAAUAUGCCUGUGUGUUCACUGAUACUGAUAAGAACAACAGCUACAAGACAGAGUUGGUGGCUUUGAAACAGGAGUGCCUGCAGAUGACUAUCCUCAGGAAGUGAGCAGUAAGUCUGGCUUUCACUGCUCUGUGAGCACAAAGUCUGGUUCUGAGCCCGACGCACAGGGUCCAAGCAGUGCUACCAUUAGUGAAACUAUUUUGUAUUUCAUUUGAACAGUUAACGUGGUCCAAAUAAAGUCUUCUUAUUGUAACUGCUAGCUGCUCCACUUUUUUCUUUAUGUCUUCAAAUCCGGGCUCCGCUCUGAUAAGGGG
Molecule: messenger RNA, 1922 nt
Organism: Boleophthalmus pectinirostris (great blue-spotted mudskipper)
Lineage: Eukaryota; Metazoa; Chordata; Actinopteri; Gobiiformes; Gobiidae
Gene: gpr4
Product: G protein-coupled receptor 4
Exons: 4
Coding region: 607-1713 (368 amino acids)
Biological process (GO): G protein-coupled receptor signaling pathway
Cellular component (GO): membrane
Molecular function (GO): G protein-coupled receptor activity
Source: RefSeq, a predicted model, not a curated record